AUCAUCGGUAUUGGCAGCAAUGGCUAAUGUCUCUCUUUUCUUCACCUUCUCUUUCCUCUUCCUGUUAGCUACUUGUAUUCACUGCUAUGAGGCCAAAGGUGUCAGUUCAUUAGGCAGGGAAGAUUUGUUGUUGUCUAGGCUAAGAUACACAAAUGUUGUAGAUAAUAUUGAUAAGACAAAACUUGUAUCAAGUUCAAAUAUCCCUGUGUAUAUUGGCCUUCAAGAUGGGCUCAAGGAGAGUGACAAGAUUGAGAACUUACCUGGACAAUCCAAAGGUGUAGAUUUCGCUCAAUAUGCAGGGCAUGUUACUAUAGAUCCCAUUACUGGAAAAGCUUUGUUUUAUUACUUCGCAGAAUCGCCCCAAAAUCCUUCUUCUAAACCCCUUGUUCUAUGGCUUAAUGGAGGACCAGGUUGUUCUUCGCUUGGAGGAGGAGCAUUCGGGGAACUCGGGCCAUUUAGACCUGCUAAAGAUGGCAAAACUCUUAACAAUAAUCCAUAUGCGUGGAAUAACCUUGCAAAUAUAAUUUUUCUGGAAUCACCUAUUGGAGUUGGAUUCUCGUACACAAAUACAAGCUCGGACUAUGACAACGUUGGAGACGAAAGCACAGCCCAGGAUACAUAUACAUUUCUAGUUAACUGGCUCGAGAGAUUCCCAGAAUACAAGACUAGGGAUUUUUACCUUACAGGAGAGAGUUACGCAGGGCACUAUGUUCCCCAGCUGGCUCAGCUUAUAUUGCACAACAACCAGCACACAAACCAGACAAGAAUCAAUCUCAAAGGCAUUGCUAUUGGAAAUGCAUAUGUGGACUAUGAAGCGAAUUUGCAGGGAACGGCGGACUACUAUUGGAGUCAUGCUUUGAUUUCCGAUGAACUAUAUAAGAACAUCUUAACAACCUGCAAUUUCUCUAUUCCCAGUGCUACGUCAGACAAAUGCUUAGAUUUAGUUGACGGUCAAAUGAGCGAUGAAUCUGGAAAUAUUUACUCGUACGACAUCUACGCUCCGUUAUGCGGUUCUGGCACACCCUCAUCGUAUUCUAUCUCUGGAUAUGAUCCCUGCACUGAAGAUUAUACGUACACAUACUUAAACACUCUUGAGGUUCAGGCUGCUCUUCAUGCAAACAUAACUGCCAGUGCCCAUCCAUGGGACAAGUGCAACUUCACACUUUUUGCCGGCUGGAAAGUGCCGCCAACUGUUUUACCGGUCAUAACGGAAUUGAUGGGAACUGGUAUUCGUAUCUGGCUGUACAGUGGAGAUACAGAUAAUAGAGUGCCAAUAACAGACACACGAUAUGCCUUGUACAAACUUGGAGUAACGGUUAAAACUCCUUGGUACCCUUGGUAUCUCCCAGGAUACGAGGUUGGUGGAUAUGUAGAGGAAUAUGAAAACAUAACGUUGGUGACAGUACGAGGAGCAGGGCAUUUUGUUCCUAGUUAUCAGCCAGCGCGGGCACUUGUGCUCUUCUCUUCCUUCAUCAAUGGAACCCUUCCCCCCAAUGACAAUACACACUAGCUAGUUAACUAAUUGUAUCGUGUUCCCUUUAUCUCGUCACUUAGGGGAGUGUAUUCAAUCACUAGCUUUUUCGUUUUACACUGAUUUAAAUAAUAGUUUUUUUUUUUUUUUUAAAUAUCUCAACGUGACAUCGAGACAUGCAAUCAAGGGUUGGAUUGUUGUACGUAAGGGAUCUUAUUUAUUUAUUCAAGAAUGCAAGUUGGAACCUUGGAGAA
Molecule: messenger RNA, 1725 nt
Organism: Ipomoea nil (Japanese morning glory)
Lineage: Eukaryota; Viridiplantae; Streptophyta; Magnoliopsida; Solanales; Convolvulaceae
Product: serine carboxypeptidase 24-like
Exons: 8
Coding region: 20-1510 (496 amino acids)
Biological process (GO): proteolysis
Cellular component (GO): vacuole
Molecular function (GO): serine-type carboxypeptidase activity
Source: RefSeq, a predicted model, not a curated record